This is a messenger RNA of Bicyclus anynana (squinting bush brown), 3337 nucleotides long. Its product is annotated as G-protein coupled receptor Mth2. The record is from RefSeq and is a predicted model, not a curated record. Gene Ontology annotation, biological process: cell surface receptor signaling pathway; G protein-coupled receptor signaling pathway. Bases 1895 to 3034 code for a protein of 379 amino acids. Lineage: Eukaryota; Metazoa; Arthropoda; Insecta; Lepidoptera; Nymphalidae. The transcript is spliced from 8 exons. Gene Ontology annotation, molecular function: G protein-coupled receptor activity. Gene Ontology annotation, cellular component: membrane.
CAUUAACAUUUCAUUUCAUUUUGUUGGAUAUAGUAGCGACAUUAUUUCCGCAUACGAAUAUUUUUGAAAUAAAGUCAGUGGCAAUUUAUAAUGGAAAUUUUUAAUUUUUAAAUUGUUGAAGAAAACAAUUGAGAAAAACAAAAAAGCGACAAAAAUAUUUUUCUAUUGAAUUAAAGAUUAUUAUUUCUUUCUUUUUUUACCUUGGUUAUACACCACUAGUCCAAAUGACUAUGUAGAACAUAAUUGGAAUUAAUGUACACUUACUGUCUGUCUCUAAUUAUAAUUCGUAACAUUUUUCUAGCUCUAGAACCUACUAAAUUUAUUACCGCAUAAUGUCAUAUAUUCAAAAACCUUUGUACUAAAGUUUCGGCCCCUUGUACAUCAUUAUCUCUCAAACUUCUUUAUAUAAUAUCCUAAUAACUCUGACUAUCACGAUUUACGUAUACCAGAAAAAUAAAAAUCUCACCAUGUUGCGAAACAAAAGUAAUAAAUUUUUUUCCAUUAGUAUUUCAAAUCUUUUAUUUAUUUUUCUGAUCCAGCAAUCAUAAUAUUCAAGUCGUAUUUGUGUAUUGUUUUCUUUAUUCUUAAUUUAAAAAUUUUGCAAGUGGUUGAAGAAUCGGUUUAUCGGUUUUUUAAUAAUUUUUGAUCGUGCUAUAUAAUUACAAACAUUCGGGAGCACUCGCGCCGCGAUCGGUUAAGUUUGGUUUAGGAUGAGUUUACUGCGAGCAAAAAGUGCCACAUUGUCGCUUCCAUGCUCACAGUGAGGUCGUGUCAAUGUUUGUUCCAUAUCAUCAUUACUUAUUUGUUUCGUUUGCAAUUGUUAGUCUUGUUAUUUAUUUGUUGUUUGGUUGUUAUAUUAUUACUGAUUGCUGAGUAGUGUAUGACUAACAAUAAUAUAACUAACCGAAAAUUCCGACUUUCAGAUGGGUGGAUUUUAGGUUGAAUUUCAUAUGGAUUGAUUUAUUUAUUAGGUAUAUUAAAAAUAUAAAAAAAAAAUAUUAUGAAAAAAUACAACCGACUUCAAAAUGUUAAUGUACCCACGAAACUAAUAAGGGAAAGAUAACAUUAUUAUAUUUUCUACUUAUUGAUCAUUUUGAAGUCGCUGCCAAGCCCGUCUGAUGUUGACUAAGGUCGUUACUGAAAAAAACACAUGACAGACAAAAAUAACGUCUGAGAAACAAAAAUCUUUACGAUAGGGUACACCUUGAAUUAAUAGAUUGAAUACACUGGCUUGGCAGAAAAUAUAAUGAUAUUAUUUUUCCCUUUUUUAAUUUCGUGGGUACGUUAAUAUUUUGAAGUCGGUUGUAUAUAUUUUUUUAAAUUAUUAUUUGCUUUUUCUCAAUUAGGUCCUUCAACUAUUUUAAAAUCAAAAAUCUCCAUUUAAAAUUGCCACUGACUUUAUGAAAAAAUAUUCGUAUGCGGAAAUAAUGUCGCUGCUAUGUCCAACGUUUUCAUGUAUGUAGAUUUACUUCUUCUCCAUGGAGUAUAAUAUAUUCUUUGGUGCUGUGUUAAUAAAGAUACACAUUUAUUUUAUUCAUAAGCCACAAAGGACAUAAAUAUUAAAAUUAAAAAAUAUGUACAUAAUUAUCGACAAGUUAUAAUUUCAUGUAUCUUUCUCGUCUCUUCAAUUCAUAGACAAUCUAGCAUUACGAAAUGUCAAAUUCGCAACAUUUUCGUUAAUCUGUAGAAAUAAAACUUGUUGUGAUUUCGUUUUUAGUGAAAUAAAUGUGAUAUAAUAGUUAAUUACAAGCAGUUUUUAUGUAAUUCGCGGUGUGCGCGUUAAAUGAAGUGAUGUGUUUAUAAAUGAUUUAGUUUAAACGGACGGUUUGUGAGAAAUAUGUGAAUGUCGUGACGACGGAUCUUUGUUUACCUUUUUUGCCAUGUAAGGAAAAAAAUGAGCGGCCAGUUGAUAAUUGAGUUGAUAACAAAUAAUGCUUAUCAAGACCCUCUUUCGGUGGAGUCUUUUUGCGUGGACUCUUCAGAAACAAACAAUACCUAUGCUAUUGUGUUUAGAGUGACAAUUGCCGAAAAAGCCUCCUCGAGUCAAGUACGAGAAUUAAUAAUAAGUAUAGCGGCCAUCAUAUCUAGCAUAUUCCUGGCUCUGGUUCUAGCCGUAUACACCGUAUUCAGCUCCCUGCGGAACCUCUACGGGAAGAUAAUAAUGUCACUGGCUGCGAGCCAAAUGGCCGCCCACAUCACACUCACAGUGAUCAUACACGUCGUAAACUAUUCUGAAGGGUUACCAGAAGGCUUUUGUUUGGGAGCCAAUUUUUUGUUCUACUUCUUCAUUUUGGGUAGCUUCUUCUGGAUGAAUAUAUUAUCGUACGAUAUAUGGAAACAGUUCAGAUCGAAGCAAUUAAGGUCUUACAGAGAAGAAAGGGGCGAGUACCGGCGAAAAUUCAUUGCAUAUUCCAUUUACGCUUGGGGCACACCUUUGUUAAUGGCGACAGCACUUAUAUGCUUAGAUAUGGACUACAUUGAUGUUAGAAGCAAGCCACGGUUCCUAAAGCCCAACAUUAUAGCUAACAGAUGUUUCUUUGGAAAAUAUGAACGGCUGUACUAUCUUUACACCCCGAUGCUAAUUCUAAUUGGCGCCAACUGGGUAUUUUUUUGCAUGACGGGAUAUUUGAUCUGGAAAACGAAGCGCGCCUGCCGUGGUGUGGGCAUGAAUUCAACGCCCAAUAACAUAAAACAUCGUUUGAUAAUUUUCCUUCGGCUAUCGCUGGUGAUGGGUAUCAGCUGGGUGCUGGAGGUGGUGAGCUCGAUGAAGUCCGAUUCACCCGUGUGGUACAUCACCGAUCUGUACAACAUAAUGUUAGGUGUCGGCAUCUUCAUCAUCACUGUGUGCAACCAAAGAGUUUACAAACUUGUCAAGCAAAGGUUUGGACGAGAACGGACUUACAUAUCCAAGAGUGCAAAAAUAAACUCUGAUACCACCCAGGAAUCCUCAUUGGCCGACGAUCGGUCGAACGAUACGCAAAUGAAAUUAAUUAAUAAGGAAACUGCGAGGGUUUUACCAGAAUCCAAUGUUUAGUCCAAUUAAAAUUACAUAUUUCAAUUUCAAUAGUUUACGGAACUGAAAAAUUGGUAGUACAAGUCUUGAGUAGCUACUUGAUGAACCUUCUUACCUACUAUUAAUCAAAAAUACCUACAUAUUAAAUGUAAAAUACAUAUAAAUGUGAAUAAAAAAGUGUCUGUCUGUGAUUUCAUUUAUUCAAGUCCAUUACUAACAGUGGUGGAUUAACCAGCAGGCUAAGUAGGCUGGAGCCUAGGCUGGUAAAUUUAGGCCAAUAAUUUUCGUCUUAAGGAAAUAAAUAAACAUGAUAUGCAUAGAGAA